AAGAGCAGUUUCCGGGGCUCGGUUCCUGCCGCCUUGCGGGCGAAAAAGCGCGGAAGUGAGUGGGUGACGAGGGGCGGAGCAAGGGACGCUGGGGGCGUGUUCGCGCGGCUUUGGGAAGGCCCCAAGUUAAUGAGGCGUGCGCCGGCAGCCGAGCGCCUUGCCGAGCUGGGCUUUUCCCCGCGGUGCGGGCGCCAGGAGCCGCCUUUUCCGCUGGGUGUCACUCGGGGGUGGGGAGGAUGGCCCAUUCAAAAGCGCCGCGAGGGGGCCCGGCCAGUGCCCUUCACUGAGCGCUCGCAAGAGCACGGCAGAGGCCAGGCAGCUCGUACCUCCGGGACCUGGUGGCACAUCAGGACGCGGCUGCAGCUCUGCCGGGACCCCGAGCCGCCGCCACUCUGCCUCCUGCGUGUCAGCCUCCUCUGCGCGCUCCGGGCCGGCGGCCGUGGGAGCCGCUGGGAAGAGGACGGCGCGCGGCUGCUGCUGCUGCCCCCGGCCCGGGCGGCUGGAAGCGGAGAGGCCGAGCCGAUCGGCGGGCCCCCUUAUGCCGGGAGGAUGCUGGAGAGCAGCGGCUGCAAGGCGCUAAAGGAAGGCGUGCUGGAGAAGCGCAGCGACGGGCUGCUGCAGCUCUGGAAGAAAAAGUGCUGCAUCCUCACUGAAGAGGGGUUGUUGCUCAUCCCGCCCAAGCAGCUACAACACCAGCAACAGCAGCAGCAACAGCCCGGGCCAGGGACACCCGAGCCGUCCCAACCCAGCUGCCCAGCUGUCGCUGGCCUUGAGCCACCGGUCAAGCUCAAGGAAUUGCACUUUUCCAACAUGAAGACUGUGGACUGCGUGGAGCGCAAGGGCAAGUAUAUGUACUUCACUGUGGUGAUGGCAGAGGGCAAGGAGAUCGACUUUCGGUGUCCUCAGGACCAGGGCUGGAACGCGGAGAUCACUCUGCAGAUGGUGCAAUACAAGAACCGUCAGGCCAUCCUGGCGGUCAAGUCCACGCGACAGAAGCAGCAGCACCUGGUCCAGCAGCAGCCCCCACAGCCGCAGAUCCAGCCCCAGCCCCAGCCCCAGCCCCAGCCCCAGCCCCAGCCUCAGCCUCAGCUCCAGCCCCAGCCACAGGCUCAGCCCCAGCCCAAACCUCAGCCUCAGCAGCUCCACGCGUACUCGCAUCCUCACUCGCACCCGCACCCACACCAGCACCAGCAUCCGCACCCAUUACCACACCCGCACCAACCACCGCACUCGCAGCCGCUCUCCCAGCCGCACGGCCACCGGCUUCUCCGCAGCACCUCCAACUCUGCCUGAAGGGGGCAGCGCUCCGGCAGGACAAGGUAGGUUUUGAGGACUUGAGGAAGUCGGACGAACUCAGUUCUAUUGUCUUCACUUGGAUCAAAAACAAAAUAGUCUCCCGCCCCGCACCAGAUCAAGUAGUUUGAACAUCACCUGACUGAUAACUUUCGUUUCCUUAGUUUUCUGCAUAUUCAUCGGCACCGUGCAGGAAGCGAUUCUAAGUCGAGAAGACUUUACUUAUGAACCUUUGAAAGGAUCUUAUAACAUAGUGGACCUUCUAGGAGCGAUGAUGUACUGUAAUUUUAUUUUAUUCUAAUGUAUUUUGGUUUAUGAUUAUUUAUUAGUUUUUUAAUAUUUGUUCUAAGACAUUUCUGAAUGUAGGCCAUUUUCCAAAAAAGAAACUUUAUUUUAAAAAACCUACUCCGUAGUAAGUUCUAAUCUUGGGAAAGAAAAAUGGGCGGUGGAGGGGAAAACAUUAAGAAUUCAUUCAGUAUUCCUAGGGCAUUUUCAGAAGGUCUGACACUUUCAUUGUUAUGCCAGGUGGUUAAAAUUAAAAUCUGACACUAUUUUUUUUCUCUGAGGUUUCUUCCUUAAAUAUCUACUGUGUACAAAAGUUUUUAAAACUAAAAGCUCAAAAUUGUGUAAUUAUGACAUAUAAUGCCCAAGAUAACGCUUUUCUAAAAGAAAACCAGUAGUAAUGAUUCCUGCUUUCAAAAUAUUUAAGAUACAACCCUAUUGAGAGGAAGAUGAUCAUGUCUUGAAUACGUGGUAGAACUGGGUCUGUUGUAGGAGCUUCUGUCUUCUGUGUGUGAAGGUUUAAUAAGAAUCCUUUUGGAGCUGGAUGUAUAGCUUAGUGUGAGAGUGCCAGGCUCUGAGUGUAACCCCUACCACCAAGGGGAAAAAAAAGGAAUGAAAAGGAAAGAAAAAAGUCCUUUUGAUUGUGACUUAUGAAAAUGAAUACAUUAGAUGUUUUAGUUCACAAUUGUAGUGGGGAGAAAGAGAAUAAUUCUACUUGUUUGAGAGUAUUUGUGCCCCUUUGCAGACUAGAAUAUCCUCCACCAAGAGUUUUGCACACUUGACUUGAACCAUAUUUUCUGACCUGUUUACUUAGGGUUUAAAAUACAGUUUGUAAAUAUAUCAAUGGACUAGGAGUCAUAAUUUUUUUUAUUUCCACAGAGAAAAUAAUGUUUAUCUUCAAAACUAGCUGUUUUUCUCUAUUCUGUGAGAAAUUUGAGGAAAGUAUGUUUCCUUAGAUUAGCUAGACUCAGAGAUCAAAAAAGGAAGGACUGGAUAAACAAGGGAUUUUCAGUAAGAAAACAACUCCAGCCUUGUUUUAGCAGUAAGUUGUUCAGGAGUCUAAGGGGUAGUCUGGGAAAGGAUGUGCUUCUAAAGGUAGAACAAACCCUCUUCUGUGUGAAAUCAAAAGGAUGUAAGAAUCCUCAAGGCAGAUGCUACUUCAUUUUAAAAGAUCCAUAGAUGAUCCCAAAUUCUCCUGGGGCUGAAAAUCACUUCCUUUCUGCAUGGCUUUACUAAUGGUUCUCUGGUUUUCAUUGUCUUUCACAGAGUCUUGGUCAGUAUUUUUCCAGCGUUCAAACUGAAAUGGUCAAGCCAGGUGUGGUGGUGCAAUACAGGACUCCGGGAGGUUGAGGCAGGAGGAGGGAAAAUUUGAACUUAGCCUGGGCAACUUAGGGAGACCCUGUCUCAAAAUAAAAAGAAGAACAGGACUGGUGAUGUAGCCAGGGUGAAGGCCCUGCGUUCAAUCCACAGCCCAAGAUGUGGGAGUGAGGUGGGGCGGAGAAGACUGGUCAGCAUUAGACUGCUGCUGAGGUGUGCAGUUCAUCUAGAAAAAAAUUUCAAUGAAAUUUCAAUGAUGAAAUUUUGAGAGCAUAUUUCUUAUCCAAAAAGUUGUGGGGAAAAUUAAAACUUCAGCAAAUGGCAGACGAAACUGGAGUCCUACUUUUAGGGGCUGCUCAGGCUGCAGCUGUGAAAACUUGCUGCCAGGAUUUAAAGAUAUAAUAUGUAUAUAUGACAGCUCAGUGAGCCAGAUUGAAAGAUGGCUGAAGUCCAGUUUGAUUUGGCUUCCUGAGAACUGCUACUGUGUUUUUUAAGGAAUGCCUCAUAGUAUUGUAGUUUUAAUACAUGCAGGUUAUAAUAAUCCAAAUUAAUCUACAGCUCUUUCUAAUUAGAGAAUCUUUCUUCUGAACUCUUGUUACAAAAGAUAAAAUCCAUACCAAAUACUAUGAAAAUUAAGAAUAAUGUAGGUUUGUAAAAAUGUAUUUGUAUGUUUUUAUCUUAUAUAUAUAGCAUAAGAUAAUCUCAUUGUUGAAAAAAUAUGCCCUGGUUCUGUCUUGGUUGCUUGAAGCUUAUUUGUUUGUUUGUUUUUGUUUUUUAACCACAAUAGCCAUGAUUCUUAAUGGGCUGCCAGAAUCAUGGUUUCUUGUUCCUUUUUCUUGUCCCUAAUGCUGUAACAUUUACAUUGAAUUGACCCUCUUAAUGUCUCUCUGGUUUGAACCUGACUUAGUGUUUAUCUGUGAAAUUUUAGAAAUUAGAAAAGGUAGGAUGGCUUUUUUGUUUCAAUAACUGAAAUUAUUAUGGCUUAAUAAUUUUUUCCAGAGCAAAAAACCAAGCAUGUUCAACAAAACUAAAUACAAAUGCACAUCAUUUAAUAUCUCAGUAACACCUGUCCUACCUAUAAGAAAAUGAUACAAACCCUAAGGUACUACGAGGCCUGACAAGGCAGCUUUAUAGAAAAAGAUAAAAAUACUUUAAACCCAAGAACAAGAGUAAAAAUGUGGGUGUAAUAGACAGCCCACCCCUUAAACAAACAUAAAAGUAAAAGUUGAAAAACUGAAGAAAUGUCCCAUCUGGAAACUGAACUUUAGUCCUUGAACUUGUAUUGGCACCCAGCCUCCUGCACAGUUGGCUCAGGAACUAUUUGUUGGGAGAAAUGACUGAAAGAAGGAAAAAAAUGUGUGCUUUUCAGCAGCCAGGAGGUCGUUUCUCUUGUCUCACUGAGUGCUUCCCUUUACUUGCUCUCAUGUUCCUGAGAACAGCUAGUCCUGUGACAGGAUCAGCAUCAUGAAGCUCCUUAAGUGUACUUUCUUAGCAGAAAUCCAUUAAGAUCUAUCUCCUCAUGCCCUGCUAGGAGUAUUGAGGUCACAGAGUAAAUGUCUAUAAGGAGCCCUUUCAAUUAAUGUUUUCCCCAUUGAGCAAGCUGAGAUUCUCUAUUCAUGUAUGAAUCAAGCCAAAUUUAUCAUUUCACUUCACAUAUUUUUCCAAUGAUGAUUUCAAAAAGGAGAAAACAAAACCCCCUAUAUAUUGCUUAAAGGAGUUGCCCUACACGUAAACACUGCAGGAAGUCUGGUUUCAAUUGAAAGGCCUGUUUUAACUCUUUUUGCUCUCAUGUACCAAGCACUACAGAGUGCUAUCAGAUUUAAAAUCUGAUAGUGAACACGUUUACCAGUAUAUGUGUUCAAAUUCCUCACUUACUUUCUGUCUCUGGGCUAGUGAUGUGAUUUAGUUAGGGUGUGGAUGUUGACAUGUUCAGUAGUAGGCAUAGAAGAAGGGCCUAAGACUUCAGUGAACAUGGAGCAAUUCCACAAAACAGCUCUAUGGGAUAGGAUAGGCCUGUGAGCAUUUGCUUUUUUAUAUUUUUGUAAGUGCAAAACUCUUUGGCUUUUGCUUUACCAAUAAAUACCUUCAGCAUAUUAUGUUUUAAAUUUGGACGUUAUAGAUAUUGAUAUCGAGUUCAUCUGUGAUUCUUCCAAGAGAAAUAUACCUAUGUACUUAAGAUCUCUUAAUUGUAGAAAUGUGUUGGAUAAGUUUUUAGGAACUAUUUUCUAAAUUCUUGACAUGAAGAGUGACUUUUUGAUCUGCAGUGUUUGAGUAGCCAGUCCAGAUUUAUAAAAGAUUGGGUCAUAAAGUGAUCUGUCAGGUAGAGUACAGACCCCAACAGAGCUUUCUUAGAAAGGUUAUUCUUGAGGUUGGGGGCAUAGCUCAGGAGUACAGCACUUGCUUAGCAUAUGCCAGGUGGUGGGUUUGAUCCCCAGCACUGCAGAAACAAAACAAGGGCAUUCUUGCCCAAUUAAAGAAGAUUUCCUGGACAUGAGAAGCAUCUAUGUAAAAGUUGACCUACUGUCCAGUGCUCUGAAAUUGGCCUGUUGGUGAUUGGCUGGAAAAUGGAAAGCAGGUUUUUAAAGAAAGAUAAAAUUAUUCUGUUACAUUCCAUGGUCAGCCUUCUACUUCAAGUUUCAGAAUAUGCAACCACCAGCUUCUGGAAAGCAAGUGCCACUAUGUACCAAAUGCUUUACCAACCACAACAUUUGUGAACUUAAUAGUGUGGUCAGAAUUUGUGUAAAUAUGUCUCUUAAAUGAUUUUGCAAAGAUGUGAUUUAUUUUUCAUAUUUUCAAAAUGCAUUCCAUUUCAAAUAAAGUAUCUAUUGAGACAAUUGA
This is a messenger RNA of Heterocephalus glaber (naked mole-rat), 5730 nucleotides long. It is a transcript of the gene Phlda1, whose product is annotated as pleckstrin homology like domain family A member 1. NCBI's taxonomy places the organism in Eukaryota, Metazoa, Chordata, Mammalia, Rodentia, Bathyergidae. Gene Ontology annotation, cellular component: nucleus. Gene Ontology annotation, molecular function: phosphatidylinositol phosphate binding. Gene Ontology annotation, biological process: positive regulation of apoptotic process. The record is from RefSeq and is a predicted model, not a curated record.